This is a messenger RNA of Dendrobium catenatum, 1516 nucleotides long. RefSeq names its product probable receptor-like serine/threonine-protein kinase At5g57670. Bases 207 to 1334 code for a protein of 375 amino acids. NCBI's taxonomy places the organism in Eukaryota, Viridiplantae, Streptophyta, Magnoliopsida, Asparagales, Orchidaceae. The record is from RefSeq and is a predicted model, not a curated record. The transcript is spliced from 7 exons. Gene Ontology annotation, molecular function: ATP binding; protein kinase activity. Gene Ontology annotation, biological process: protein phosphorylation.
AAAGUUUCAUAUCUUCUCACAAAAGCAGAUGCAGAGAUGGUCAGUCCCUUCCUCUUCAAUCUAAUCACAUUUCUGUGAACUCUCUUCGACUUUCCAGCAAAAUACAACUUCGCUUUCAGCACUGUUAUCUUGGCUUCUCGUCCGGCUUUCUUCUAUAGGCUAUUUGAUUCCCCCUGAAAUUACUUGAGAUUUUGACCAUUAGGAGAAUGAAACAGCUUUAUCUACGGAGCAGAAGUCUCCGCCGCUUCUUCUCCUCCCCCUCCAGCCGGAGAUGUGCGGAGGAGAAUGGCUCCGCCGCCGCCAGGAGAAAUUCCGUUGAGCACGAGCCUGAGGCGAAGCCGGUGAGGAAGCCUACAUGGAGGUGCUUCUCUUAUGAAGAAAUGCACAGAGCAACCAACGGUUUUCAUCUAGAUAACUUGGUUGGGAGAGGAGGGUAUGCGGAAGUUUACAGAGGAGAGCUUGAUGACGGCCGGGUGAUAGCUGUGAAGAGACUAACGAGAGCAGUCACUGAUGAACAGAAGGAGAAAGAUUUCUUGACAGAACUAGGGACUGUUGGUCAUGUCAGCCAUCCUAAUGUGACUGCAUUCUUGGGAUGCUGCAUUGAUAAAGAUCUUCAUCUCAUCUUUGAGUUCUCUUCUCUUGGCUCCGUUUCCUCCAAUCUGCAUAAUGCAAAUUCAUCGCCAAUGGCAUGGAAGCUUCGUUACAAGACCGCCGUAGGAACGGCUCGAGGUCUCCAUUAUCUCCACAAGGGAUGCCAGAGAAGGAUAAUUCACAGGGAUAUAAAGUCUUCCAACAUUUUGCUUUCAGCAAACUUUGAGCCUCAGAUUUCAGAUUUUGGGCUUGCAAAAUGGCUUCCAUCAGAAUGGACUCACCGAGCAGUUGCGCCAAUCGAAGGCACAUUUGGAUGCCUGGCGCCUGAGUACUUCACCCAUGGGAUUGUGGAUGAGAAGACUGAUGUAUUCGCAUUUGGGGUUUUUAUCUUGGAGAUUAUUUCAGGGAGAAAACCAGUGGAUGGAUCCCACAAGAGCCUGCUUAGCUGGGCAAGGCCAUAUUUAAAUGAUGGAACAAUACAAUUGCUAGUAGAUACAAGACUAGGAGAGGAUUACGAUAUUGAUCAAUUGAAGAGGCUUACCUUCAUAGCUUCCCUCUGCAUCAGAGCAAAUGCAACAUGGCGACCUUCCAUGGCUGAGGUUUUGAAUCUUAUAGAAGGUGGAGAUAUGUCUUCUGAGAGGUGGAAGAUGCCAGAAGAAGAGAAAGAGGAGGAAUUCUGGGACUUGGAUGAUCUUGACGACUGUGGUACACCCACAUCAUCAUCAUCAUCAAUGGGAAGUUGAUAACUUACUAGUUUAUUUGUUCAAAUCUUUAUAGAUAAGACAAGUUUUUGUAUGUGCAUAAAAGAAUCAAAUGCAAAUGGAGAGGUGGAAGUGGAAACUUAAAUCAUUGGAGAGGAAAAGGAGGAGGAAUGUACAUAAAUCAACCAAUUAUUUGUAAUAGAGCGUGUUCUUGUUUUCUGCUA